This is a messenger RNA of Hirsutella rhossiliensis, 465 nucleotides long. RefSeq lists its product as uncharacterized. The record is from RefSeq and is a predicted model, not a curated record. Bases 1 to 465 code for a protein of 154 amino acids. The transcript has a single exon. NCBI's taxonomy places the organism in Eukaryota, Fungi, Ascomycota, Sordariomycetes, Hypocreales, Ophiocordycipitaceae.
AUGCCAGCAGACAGUGGAAUCGAUCAUGUCGGCUGUAAUGAAACUGCCGCUGCGAGCACUACUUGCACAUGUGGCAGCCUCUUUGCUGUGACGGACCGCAAGAUCAGAGACCUUUGCUACAACGAGCACUGCGAAAUUCGAAAUCAGCUGGCCGACAUCAGCUCUCGUCUCGGCGCCUUAGAAGCUCAACUUGCCAAUACCAAACCCGUCUGUCAGAGUGCCACAGCACCAAGGAUCGCAAACGGCAUGCCAAACAGGAUCCGCAGCAGCAGCGAGACCAGCCACCUCAUGGGCCCGCAGAGCAGGCGCUGGAUGACGAACCACGCGCGCGUCGCCGAAGCGGUGGAAGGCAUCGGAAGACUUGCCCAGAGGGGCGAGCGGAGCCGCGAAAACAGUGAACAAAGUCAAGCUCUCACGGGUCUGGCUCGAAAUAACCAAGGAGUGCCCGCCAUGAGUAUACGUUGA